UGGAACUACAUUUACUGAGCCUCUUUUAUUCCAGGUGCGACAAUUUUGUGAAUUUUGUAAUCUGGAACGAGUUUCCUUAAAAGUUUUUUAUGAACUUUGACGAGCCUGUUCAGUAGUAUUUGGAACUUUGAGUCGCGAGGUAAAAGAUAUGACUUUUCUAUGUAAUGUACACAGUUCUCUUUAAGUGGGAGUGCGUUUGACAAAUUUUAAUUUCUGGGAAACCCUCUUAGAACUUCUGAAAUGGGUCAAUUUCGGGAAUUCCUCAAAACCCCUUGACUUUCAGUUAUCAGGGUUGUCUCCCAUAACAGUAAUACAGCAAUGGAUGACAACGUCGACGAAUGCUCAUUAGCGGAAAGCUUUGCAGAUAGCGAAGGUCCUGCAACGUCAGAGGCAUCUGAUGCGUUUCCUCAGACAAAAGAAACAGAUAGUGACCUGUUAGUGGACAGUUCACAAGAAAAUGCCAACAGUGGUUCAAAAAGCAGUAAUAAUAACAAUGAGGAUGCAGCCGAAACUAAGCCGCCACUGAGCCAUGAGCUCAAACAGGGAUUAAGGAUUCUUCGAGAAAUUAUGUAUGAAGUUCACAAAUCCGUGAACUGGCCGUUUAUGGAUGCGGUCGAAGUUGAACGCCUCGAACUUUGGGAUUAUCACCAGAGAAUCAAGAAACCCAUGUGGCUAAAAAAGAUGAAGGAAAAGUUUGACAACAGAGAAUAUAAUACCAUCACCGAGUUUGUGGCUGACUUUCGGUUAAUGCUGGAGAACUGUUUCCGUUACAAUGGACCCGACCAUCCCAUAUCAAAAAAAGGCACAAAGCUUGAAACGAUCUUGGAACAGAAGUUGGUGCUUCUCUCACGGGAAUUAAGAGAAAAGACUUCCAUUGCUGCCACAUCAGGACAACCAGUCACCUAUGAAGCAAUUACGAGUUCAAGGAAGCGUCGUAAUGUUGUACCACAUGACUCUAGUAAACUGCUUAACCAGCUUCGGGAAGAAGAAGCAUUAAAGGAAAAAGAAUCUCGAAGGCAGCAGAUGUUGGAACGUAAACUUGCACAGGAGACAUAUAUGCAAGAAUUACAAAAUUGGGUGGACACCCUUGUGGCAGAACCAAUUAGGACAAUUAUAAAUACCAGUUGGGAAAUCCCUCAGAUAGGCCUCUUCCUGUUUUUGUGCCAAGAAGUUUUGAACAUAGGUGAAAUUAUGCAGUAUGAGCUUGAGAGGAGUUUUGCCAUGGCCAAGGAAAGCACUGUAAUGCAGACUGUUAUGACCUCCUUGCUAAGUACACCAUAUCAGAGGACCAGACUUGACAAGAAACCUCUUAUGCCUUACAAAGUGUGGGAGGAGAAGCUCAGAGUGAAGUUGAGGCAGUGGUAUAAAGUGCUGAAAGAUUGUGGAAAGGAUAUACCAAUGGCUGCUGACAAAAUUGGAAUAGAAGAGAUGUUUUUCAAAGUUGUGGGUACCAAAAACCCACUGGAGAAGAAAAAAUUCCAUGAGCUUUCUUUCUAUCAGAAAGUUUGGAUAACGAAAGGACUAUGUGACUAUUGUGUGUCUAACCAGGAGUCAGUGCGUGAUGCAAUGGAUGCCCAGGAAGUGGAGGAAACCAGGGAGUACUUGCUGGGUUAUGACGAGGACGGCAACAGUUACAUGCACUUCCCUCAGUUCUGUGGUGCUGAUGUGCGCAUCUUUAAGCAAACUCCUCUUCCAUGGCCAACUUUAAAAGUGGAAAAACCAAAACCUUCUCCCAGCAAGGCACAGCCAAAGAAAGCAAGAACUCCGAAGAAAAAGAAAAAAGGGAAGUCUGCACCUCCAGCCAGAAGACCUUCUAGACUGAGACAGACUAUCAAGUAUGUUUUGCAACCACAGUCCUCUGAUGCUAGUGACGGCGAUGAGGACAGUGGGCAUGAUUCCGACAUGCAGUCAGACUCGGAGACAACUGAAACUACGCAAUACCAAGAGAGUGUGGACCAAGACAGUGUCACAGACAGUAUGGAUUGGGAGCCUCGGGCACUGAGAAGCAACCAACGACUGAAUACACCACAGAAAGAAAUUGCACCAAGAGAGCAAAAAGACAUGAAUGGUGAGGUUGCUGCUACACAAGAAAUCAGUGAAGAUAUGAAAACCACUAUCGUUCCAAACAGUAAAAGGACUGCUGUGAAAGGACCGAAAAAAGCUAAAAAAAGCCAUUGGAGUAAUAGGAAACAGAGACACCAGGCACCUCGUGGCAAGCGUAGGAAAAAGCUAGAGGGUGGUGGAGAUGAAGGAGAACAUUCAAAUGAAAGCAAAAACGAUGAAGGAAAGGACAACAGCAAUGAUAUGGACUCCAUUAAUAUAGAUCCUAGUAAAAACAGUCCUGAAUCCUGUAAUUCUGCUGGUGCCAGAAAGCUUUCUGGAGAGGUGGAUGUCAGUGCAUCAGGUGAUGGGAAGAAUAAUCCUGAAUCCUGUAAUUCUGCUGAUGCAAGGGUGCUUCCUGGAGAGCUGGUUGUUAGUGCAUCAGGUGAUAACAUUCCUCCUGUUCUAGACACUCAGAGUGAUACCUUGGAGGUACCUGGUAGCCAGGUACAGACUGAUUUUAAGGAGAAAUUCUGUGAUGAAUUAAUGGAUGUAGAUGGAAACAUGGACCCUGACAACAGUUCUAUGGAAAACAAAGAUUCAGAUGAUGUUUCUACACAUGCUCAAACAGGCCUAUCAGAAAACCAGACCGAUUCAGAAAGGAAUUCAGAUGGAAGUAAAUGGAAACUAGGGAGAGACCUUGUGGAAAAUGGUAAAUGUGUGGAAGACUCGAACCAGGCAACAGAGCCAAACAGUGUUUCUGCUGAAUCUUCCAGAAUGGAUUGUGAUAUAGCAGAGGGUGGCAAAGUUGCUGGGGGAACCUCUGAAAAGGAGACUGGUGAGACAGAAGGGAAGGAUGCCGCAGUUGACACCUCUGCAGUGGAAUGUGAUGAAGCAGAAAAGAAUGGGACAUCAGAUGCAACAGAUGGAAACAAGGCUUUGGUUGAGAUGGAAGUUGAAGAAAGUGAUGAAGAAGAUGGAAUAGAAAUUGAGGCCCCAGAUCCUGAGCAGUUCAUAAUGGUUGUAUCCAGUGUGGAGGAGUUGAGAGCACUCUGUGCUCAGUUUGCAGAAAUAGAGCCUUUUGUAGAAGGAUCUGGGAAAAGACAAAAGAUUAUUAAGCCACCACCAAGGAAACGUUGUGUAGCAGAACUACAUGAAAGACUGACAUACUUACUGUCAGAACUAGAGCCAUGGGAAGCUAAGCUCAUCCAAGCUAACAAGAAAGCUAAGACCAAAUUGAGAAAGGAGCAAGAAGAAUAUGAAGAUGAGCCUACAACAGAGAUGGAGGAUGUGUGGGAUAGUGAUGAACCUGUGUCAGAAUCUUCUGAAGGUGAAGAUUCUGAUGAUCAUGAGGAAGAUGCAGAUGAGACCAAUUCCGUGUCCAGUCGCUGCACCCCUACACAGUCCAAAGAUAAAAGAAAGACCCCAGCUGGAGAAAAAGUUACUGAUGAAGAUCUUUAUGAUGUAAGCUCUAGAGGACGUGUGAGAAAACGACGCCUAAUUCCUAAUAACACAGAAGACCAAGGGGUGAAGAAGGCAAAAACUGCUGUAUCUGCCUUGCAGCAGCAUCUCAUGUCUAAGCUAACUAAGUCACCAGCUGAAUCUGACUCAAAGCCAGUUAGUUUGCUUCAGAAUCAGUCCCUACUGAAGUAUUUGAUCAGUACUCCGCCAGGGUCAUCACUGAAUCAACCAAUGGGAGCUGGCUUCUUUGCCAGGACCUCGACAGGACAGGAGGUAUUUUUCACUCUUACAUCAAAUGCUUCAGGCUUACAAGCCACCCCAACUCACUUGAUUAAUGCUCUGGUGAAUAAUGCCAAGCCGAAAACAUCGGCUCCCUCAACAACAACACCAACGACCACCCAGACCUUCACCCCAUAUCAGUUUUCACUGAAAUCUCCACCCAAAACUGCAACAGCCUCACCAGCUACAACAACUGUCAACUGGAGGCUGCCACGGAUACAGUCUGUUAAACAGCAAACUGGAUCCAGCUUAAUCACUAUGGGAACAAACCUUACAAUGACACAGGCUAGUACUAGUGUGGCUAGCCUUUUGUCUUCCUCACCACCGACUACUACCAGUGAGCAAGGCAAGGUGUCCUUCUAUCAGCAUAACCAGAUAGGAAGUCUGCCUCCACACAUGAUCCAGUCUUUGCUUAAAAACCAGGCAACAAAAUUACAGCCUUCAUCUGUCGGUAGUGUUCAAGGACAAGUGCUUCCAGUCGGAGUGAAAUUGGUUACUGCAACUGCCCCAACAUCAGAGGCAGUUACUGGCAUUGCUCUCCAUGCAACCAAUGUCUCAGUAGCCACUGCAGCAAACCAGCCACGUUUAACCAGCUCUGCACAGCACAUUCCAACACAGUCUGCUACCACUUCUCCAGUACUACCAGUACAAAGUCAGGCUGGAGUUAAUACAGGGCUGCUGAAACUUGUCUCCACUCCACCUAAACAGAAAUAUGCAGGUAAUGUGACUGUGAAAGCUUUGCUGGAGAACAGAGCCCACCAGAAGGGAACGGAAUAUGUGGUGGUUCCUCCAGUGCCUCGAAGUUCACAGGAGUUGCUGUCUAGCGAAAGCAAAAGUCCAGCCAAAAAAACAGUUGUUGAUCCUGCUGCCCAAGCUCAACUUGCAGCCAAACUUGCUGAGCUCUCUAAGUCAGUUUUUAUUGAGUCUGCUGUCAAGGCAGUUACUACAACAGUGAAUACCACACUCCCAACAGUCCAAAUGAAUGUGCCUUCCCCUCUUACUAUGCCCACAAUCCAGCCAAGGAGAAGUGUCACCCAAGUCACCCAGGCCACCAAAUCUCCCAUUUUAGCUUCUAAUAUGCAAUCCAGUAACAAAACAACUCCAGUCAAAACCACACAGAGUGAGCCUCAGCAGACCUCUCUGCCGUUGACUGUUGUAAGCGGGGCACCAGCAACAAAGACACCUGCUGUGCCACGUCAAGUCCAAGUUCCUCAAGCUGCUGCCCAGAAAAGUGUCUUGGUGAAGAUGGUUCCUCAAAGUGUCACUGGUGCUACCACCCCUCCCCAAGGCCCCAUGCAAGCUAUCCUUACACCACAGGGUAUUCUUAUUCCCCAUCAAGCCUUGCAGCAGAAUGUGCCCAUACAGAAUAUCGUUGCCAAGCUAAACCAGCUACAGAAGCAGGGAGUGCUGCCUAAUGUAGCACUCCAGACAGUUGGGAUAUCACCACAGCAGCAACAAGGCAAACCAGCCCAGGUCCCAGUGCAGACACUGGUUGGCCAAGGAGCAACUGGUGUGGUUGUUAAGCAGGAAUCAGUUCCUCUUACUCCUGGGACCAGAGAAAGGGUGGCGGUUGCCCUGAAGCCCACUACUGCAGUGAGGAGUCAGAAACCACCAGUUUCUAAGUUGGUGACAGGCCCUGUCACACACUCCAAGGCUUCCAGUAAACCACUGCUAGUGUCUUGCAGCCCCAACAUCGGCAACCCCAGUGUGUUUACAGUGCAGCCUGGCACCUCAGUGGCUGGGCAGGCUGCCGCUUUUACUGCUACAGUGUCCAGGGCAGCACCUGCGGCUUCUACUAGUGUGAAAUCUCCAGCAAAAAACCUUGGGUUGCCACCAGCACAGCAACAACAGAAAUUAGUAUUGUUCAAUGUGGGUGGACAACUAGUCACAGCACAGGGUGUGCCAGUCACAGUGUCUGAUGCUCAGUUGCAGUUGAUGUCCCAGUCCCCAAAGAUUUCUUUGGCUAACAUUCAGGGACUUGGAACUGGCUUGAUAGUACAAAAGAAAACACCUACAAAAGUCGGAGGUCAAGUUCAAAAUCUCCAACAAUUAGGAGUGCUGCAACAGGCCAUCAGAUUGCAAACUGCUGUGCAGAGACCUAAUACGUCCACCAUUCCAAUCAUCACACGUGGUCAAAGUGCUCAAAGUGCUCCAAGUGGUCAAAAGGUCAUUAGUGUGUUGCCAGAUCAUAGGUCAACAGACCACACAGGCAGUCAAGGGAAGAAGGUUAACAGUAUUGGUACCUCACACCAUAGUAUUACAACACCAGUGGGCAGUGGAACCUCAGUGUAUAUAGCCAAGCCAGCACAGGGUGUGAACACUUUACAUCUGCCAGCUGGGUCUGCAUCAUCUCAACUUGUCCAAGCUGCUGCCUGUGCUGGACUGUAUGGGAAUCCACCUAUUGCUAGCCCAAAGCACAUACUGGGCAAUGUUAACAUACCCCUUCAGCAACAAUCCGUGUCCAAUACUGCUGACUAUAAACCCUCUUAUGUUCCUGUUCCCACCAUCACAAGUGCUGUGUGUAAGGUUGAAGGGAAUAUUGUAGUGACAUCGUGUGGGGUGAAGCAGGAGAAAGGAAAUGCCAGUAAGACUUUAUUUUCUACUGGGACUUUAACUCCCCAGCAACAGCCUGCACUGGCUGCAGCUUUAACAAGUGCUCCGAGAUCAAUAACACCUACAAAAGGAGGUUUAUUACAUGCCACUACUCAGCCUACUGAGAUUAAACUGCUCCCCCACGGUGUCUCAGAGCAGGAUGAUAAAAGUAAUGUCCCUCACAGUGGCAGUCACACCGAUGCAAAGCCACUGCAACAGAAUGCCCCACUUGUAACUGUUACAACUGUAAUCUCAAGUAGUAGCGUAGAGCCAGGUGUGAGGACAACACUGUCAACUGACACGGAGACUGUAGUGAAGCAAGAGAACACACUGCCAGGUGUAGUGACAAGAAUCCCACAAGAUGUCACAGAGUUGGCUGGACAAGCGACAGCACAAUCACUAGACAGCUCUGGGGAUUAUGAUAUGGAUAUCAGCGAAAAAAAACUUUUCAUUGUCACUGAAGUUCCACUUGAACAUCCCAAACAGACAGAUCAUGUGAGCAAUGGGAAAAUGAAUGGGGAAACCAAACCAUCACUUAGUCAGCUUUAGAGUUAGUACAUAGAACAAGUGGUGUUGAUAAUUUAUUAAAUAUAUGAAUACUGAUGACCAAAAGAAAUUGAUUGACUUGAUUUUUGAGAGACCAGUGAAACAUGAAAUAUUUAGUGUGAAACAGUGCUUAUAAUCUAAGCAGGAGACACUUCUUGAUUUCAUCAACCAAAACUAUAUUCAAGAAAUACACUUUUUUAUUCAUAGCCAGUAAAAGCGCUAGGAGUUUGUUUUUUUUUAAUCUACAGACAUUUUAUAAGUUGCAAGACAUCAAAUUUACCCAAGUUGAGUUGAAGCAAUCAAGUGCAUAACAAUGUAAGCAUGCUGAUUAUACUGUGAUGGAAUUAAAAGGAAUUCAAUAA
Molecule: messenger RNA, 7280 nt
Organism: Lingula anatina
Lineage: Eukaryota; Metazoa; Brachiopoda; Lingulata; Lingulida; Lingulidae
Molecular function (GO): protein binding
Source: RefSeq, a predicted model, not a curated record